AUGUCUUUCCGAGGAAGAGCGGGCCAGAGGCCUAUUUCGCUCCACGAGACCGCUUCUAAGUCUUCGACAUGGACGUGUCUUCUCUGCCAGCAGACGCGACCCUCUCUGCGGUUCUCGACCUCCGCAAGAGCAAGACAGGAGCAGCAUCAGAAUAAGGGUCCUUUCAGGACAAGAUUACGUACGGCCUUUGGAGACACCAAGGUCCAAUGGAAGUACAGGAUUCCUGUUGGACUUGGUAUCGGCUUUCUUGGAGCUGUACAAUUCUACAGAGUGCAGGAGCGGGAAAAGAAAAGACACCAGGCAGAGCAGGAUGCGCUGGAAUCGACUAAAGAUAGCAAGGGCAGGCCCAGAAAGAGAAAACGCAUACGGCCAAGCGGCCCCUGGCAGGUACAGGUUAUGUCAACUCUCCCGUUGAAGGCGGUCUCAAGAUUGUGGGGGCGCUUCAAUGAGCUUGAAAUACCCUACUAUUUGCGGGUACCCGGUUUCAGGCUAUAUUCUUGGAUCUUUGGGGUCAAUUUGUCUGAGGCUGCCGAGUCUGAUCUCCACCAGUACAAGAACCUCGCUUCCUUCUUCUACCGCACUCUGAAGCCUGGAGUACGCCCAAUAGAUACUAAUGCGUCCGCCCUGCUGUCUCCCGCCGACGGCAGAGUCCUGCAGUACGGUAUGAUUGAGAACGGAGAAGUAGAGCAGGUCAAGGGCAUGACGUAUAGCCUUGAUGCCCUCCUGGGCACAGAAUUUCCAGAGAGAUCAAAAGCAGAGGAAGAGAGUCCAAAGCCAAAGGAAUCAUCGGUCACGGCUGGAGAUGAGGACAUCGUCAAGGCUGACGAGGAAUUUGCCACCGUGAAUGGCAUCUCGUAUACGUUACCAAAUCUCUUCUCAGGAUCCAAGCUUCAAGAAGGUUCCAGCGCCAUCGACAUGUCGACGACACCGCGUUCCUCGUCAGAGAGUGAGGUUGGUGCCGACCUUGCUUUGGGCGACGGCAGUUGCCAAUCGUGGUUCUCUUCAACCUCGAGGACGCCAACAGCUCUAUACUAUAUUGUGGUGUAUCUAGCACCAGGAGACUAUCAUCGCUUUCAUUCUCCCGCGUCAUGGGUUGCCGAAAAGCGCCGCCAUUUUGCAGGAGAGCUCUACAGUGUCUCGCCAUAUUUACAGAGAACAUUGCCCGGACUAUUCACUCUCAAUGAAAGGGUGGUGUUGUUGGGUCGUUGGCGAUGGGGGUUUUUCAGCUUCACACCCGUUGGAGCAACCAAUGUUGGAUCAAUCAAGAUCAACUUCGACCGUGAACUACGCACAAACAGCCUGACCACUGACACAGCUGCAGAUAGAGCGGCUGAAGAAGCAUCCAAUCGUGGAGAGCUUUACUCAGGGUUUGCGGAAGCUACUUAUGGAGAGGCAAGCAGAAUAUUAGGGGGUCAUGCACUGCGAAAAGGAGAAGAGAUGGGAGGUUUCCAAUUAGGGAGCUCUAUCGUUUUGGUCUUCGAAGCACCCAAAGGGCGUCGUAAAAGCUUCGACGACGGGUGGGCUGAGGGAUCAAGAAAGGGUGGUUGGCAAUGGGGUGUCCAACAGGGACAGCAAGUAAAGUACGGUGAGACAAUCGGUUGGGUCGAAGAGACAUGA
This is a messenger RNA of Letharia lupina, 1617 nucleotides long. RefSeq lists its product as uncharacterized. Gene Ontology annotation, cellular component: mitochondrion. The transcript has 3 exons. The record is from RefSeq and is a predicted model, not a curated record. Gene Ontology annotation, molecular function: phosphatidylserine decarboxylase activity. Bases 1 to 1617 code for a protein of 538 amino acids. Lineage: Eukaryota; Fungi; Ascomycota; Lecanoromycetes; Lecanorales; Parmeliaceae. Gene Ontology annotation, biological process: phosphatidylethanolamine biosynthetic process.